ACUGGGGCAGUAUAAAUAGCGGAGUCGAUUCAGUUGGGUCAAGUAGUCGAUACAUUCGAAACGUACCAAAAUGUUCAACAAAACGAUUGUCGUUGCCCUCCUUGUGUGCGCCUGCUACCUUGGCACUAGUGAUGCUCGCCCCGGACUUACCGAUGUGGCCACUGGACCAGUUGGAGCAGCCGCGCCAUUGGUAACUGGAGCUCUUGGUGGCCUAACUGGAGGAGUAGCUGGCUCCGCUCUGCCUCAGCUGACUGGUUCUCUUGGCCAGUCAGGACCUUUGGGAUUGGGCCAAGGACCACUUUCCGGACUUACCGGUUAAUCCCUUGAACACUUCGGAAGCUCCUAGGCAACUUUUUGUCAAACAAAACAAUGUUUCAAGCAAAGAGUAUAAAAUUUAGCAUAAUUUUUCGAAUUUCAAUUUCAAAUAAAGUGACCUUUUGACCAUUUAAAAAAAA
This is a messenger RNA of Drosophila simulans, 455 nucleotides long. RefSeq lists its product as uncharacterized. Bases 71 to 319 code for a protein of 82 amino acids. NCBI's taxonomy places the organism in Eukaryota, Metazoa, Arthropoda, Insecta, Diptera, Drosophilidae. The transcript is spliced from 2 exons. The record is from RefSeq and is a predicted model, not a curated record.